Messenger RNA from Rhinolophus ferrumequinum (greater horseshoe bat), 3671 nucleotides. RefSeq names its product SET and MYND domain containing 4 (gene SMYD4). The coding region runs from base 325 to 2733 and encodes 802 amino acids. NCBI's taxonomy places the organism in Eukaryota, Metazoa, Chordata, Mammalia, Chiroptera, Rhinolophidae. The record is from RefSeq and is a predicted model, not a curated record. The transcript has 11 exons. Gene Ontology annotation, molecular function: protein binding.
AACUUCAGGCCUAGUCGCCGGAUGGCGGGAUCUGAGGGCACAGAGCCAGGCUACGGGACGCGCCAAGGUUGACGCGAGCGCCGCUAAAUGAAGCGAGUGGAACAGUUCCGGGAUCUUGGCGAGCGGGCUCUCGGAAACAUACCCGGCUCGACUGGUAGCCCAGAGGAGAGUUAGAGCUGCUCCCUGAUAACCCUGCUGCUAAAUGUAGUCAAAGCAGUGACUUGAUCCUGAGCUUAGCACACUUUCUGAAGGUAAAUAAAACCUGGUUCCUGCCCUCAGAAAAGAACAUAGGCUGUCGCGGGAGCUUCCGCUACUUAAAGUAGCAUGGAUCUGCCCGUAGAUGAGUGGAAAUCAUACCUAUUUCAGAAGUGGGCUUUGCUCCCAAAGUCCAUUCAGGUCACAAUUUCUACAGCAGAGACUUUGAGCGAUGUCUUUCUUCACACCUCUUCGCUUCUUCAAUCUGAGGAUGAGAUGUUUUUAAAAAGGCUUUCUAGGAGUUACCUUGUGGGAAAGGACCCCAACGCUCCCCUUUUCUACAGAGAAAAAGGAAACAAAAAAUUUCAGGAGAAGGAUUAUAUGGGAGCCACAGUGCUGUACUCUAAGGGAGUAUCGCACUCGAGGCCGAACACUGAGGACAUUUCGCUGUGUUAUGCCAAUCGCUCUGCAGCCCUCUUCCACCUGGGUCAGUAUGAAACGUGUCUUAAAGACAUCAUCAGCGCACAGAUGCAUAGGUAUCCGGAAAGAUUGCAACCCAAGCUGAUGCUGCGAAAGGCAGAGUGUCUGGUGACUCUAGGGAGACUACAGGAGGCAAGCCAGACCAUCAGUGAUCUCGAAAGGAACCUCACUGCCAACCCAACCCUAGCAGCUUCCCAGUUUCAGAUUCUGCAGAGAACCCUUAGUCGUCUGAAAAUGAAGGUACAAGAAAAGGAGAAUCUCCCAGAAACCUUCCCAGAAGCUCUAACCAAAGCCUUUGAGGACAUGGACCUAAGGGAAGAGAAUGAACAAAUUUCCAGUGCAUCAUCAUCUGUCAGCUUAUGUACAGACCCUUUAAAAGGCCGCUGUCUGAUUGCCACAAAAGAUAUUCUCCCAGGAGAGCUCCUGGUGAAGGAGAAUGCUUUUGUGAGUGUCCUUAACCCGGGAGAAAUGCCUCCACUAUGUCAUGGCCCGGAGAGCAAGUGGGAUACCAGAGUUACCAAUGGGGACCUCUACUGUCACAGAUGUUUGAAGCACACUUUGGCCCCGGUUCCCUGUGAUGGAUGCAGCUAUGCCAAGUAUUGCAGCCAAGAGUGUAUGCAGCAGGCCUGGGAUCUCUACCACAGUGUAGAAUGUUCUCUAGGGGGACUGCUUCUCACACUGGGGGUCUUUUGCCACGUUGCCCUGAGGUCAACUCUUUUAGCUAGAUCUGAGGAUGUUGACAAUGUCAUAAGGAAGCUUUGCGGUGAGAUUAGGAACAAGGACAUCUGUUUACCUGAAAGCAAGAAUCUGAUGCAAACACUCAGGGAUGACCUAGGAGGGGAGAGUGAGGAAAAUGGUGAAACGGUUGAGACCCCAAUUCCUGGAUGUGAUAGUAAUGGGAAGUAUGAAAAUAAUUAUAAUGGUGUCUUCAGCCUUUUGCCCCAUACUGAAAACCAUAGCCCAGAGCACAAAUUCCUCUGUGCUCUCAGUGUUUCUGCGUUGUGCAGGCAGCUGGAAGCAGCCAGUCUACAGACCCUCACAACGGGUCUGAAAUCCUCUCAGCCGAAAGCAGCAAUGGCUCCUGCGUUGUGUCAAGACUUGCAUAUUUGGGGAGUGGCCAUGCUGAGACACGUGUUACAGCUGCAAUGUAAUGCUCAGGCAAUAACUACCAUACAGCAAACAGGAUCUAAAGACCACGUCGUUACCAACAGCAGGCAGGUCCGCCUGGCCACAGGCCUCUUCCCCGUUGUCAGCCUCCUGAACCAUUCCUGCAGCCCCAACACCAGCGUGUCCUUCACGAGCACUGUCGCCAGCAUUCGGGCAUCAGAGCAGAUCGGAAAAGGGCAAGAGAUUCUCCACUGCUAUGGGCCGCACGAGAGCAGGAUGGGUGUUGCUGAAAGGCAACAGAAGCUGAGGUCUCAGUAUUUCUUUGAAUGCAACUGCCCAGCCUGUCAAAAUGAGAAGCACAGACCCGCUGCAGGGCCCAGGUGGGAAGCAUUCUGUUGUAACCGUUGCAGAGCACUCAUGCAGGGAGCUGACGUGCUGAGCUGUGACAACACAUCUUGUAUGGAAGCAGUCAGCAGGGAUCACCUAGUCUCUCGGUUACGGGACCUUCAGCAGCAGGUUGGGAUGGCCCGGAAGCUUCUAAGAAAUGGUAAACUAGAGCGAGCCAUUCAGCUAUUGUUGGGGUGCCAGCGUGAUGCUGAGAGCUUCCUGUCAGCGGAACACAGCGUGGUAGGAGAAAUUGAAGAUGACCUGGCCCAGGCCUAUGCCACCUUAGGGGACUGGCAAAAAUCAGCUACCCAUCUCCAGAAGAGUCUCCAAGUGGUCGAGGUUCGCCACGGGCCAUCCAGUGUUGAAAUGGGCCAUGAGCUCUUCAAACUGGCCCAAAUCUUUUUCAAUGGGUUUGCGAUACCCGAAGCUCUGAACACAAUACAAGAGGCAGAGAAGGUUCUGUUGGUGCACUAUGGCCCUUGGAAUGACGAAAUCCAGGAGCUCCAAAAGAUGAAAUCCUACUUAUUGGACUUGCCGCCCAUUCCUGCGGGGCCUUCAGUGUAGGGUCCUACGGGGACUUUGACCCACAGGAAAAGAGCCCGUGGAACAUGAGUUAAAGAGGUUCUGUUGCCACUGAGCUGUCACCAGGAAAUACAGGACUUGCUUGACAGUCACAUGCUUAGUGUCUGAGGGGUGGGAAGGACUCGGAAAGCAUUGCAGUUGGAGAGACGCUCACCUAUUUUGAUGACUGUUUCUUGAAAUAGUUAAUUGCCCUCCAGUAAAAAGUCCCAGUUCCCAGAAAAGACCUAAAACGAGCAUCUAGAGAGCCUAAGCCCUUUAAAAGGAUUUUAGCUGAUCUGCAGGCGUCUGGAUGUUAGCCUGGGGUUUGGGCCAGAUGCCACCUCACUGAAUGAUGAUGGUCUGUCUCCCUGGAACAGUCCUAUGGCUUCCAGUAGUAAUGAAAUGUGGUGUACCACUCCAGUGGGGACGUAAACUCCGAGUAGUGGUAUUGUGAUUGAAAAAUAAUUACAAAGCAAGAAAUCAGUAAGGCUCCAUUCCUCUAGAGACACAGUUUCAUUUACGGUAUCUAGCUUCCUCAAACGCUUUGUUAUAACUGGUGGAGUACAAAUUGUGAAUAGAGAAAUAAACACAGGGCCAUUUUAUUGUCAGGCAAUUUCUUCCUAGGAUGGCAACUCUCCGUUUGUUUUCGACCAGUUUUCCAGUCCUUAUUAUCUGGCUUUCAUUCUAUACUCUUGGCAGACUCAACUGACCAAACACUAAUAAAAUCAAGCUUGUAGCAGUGACUUUAUAUCACGUGGGCUGUCUGAGUUCUGUUUAUUAGCAAGCCUGAAAAGAGAUGACUUUUUUCUACCAGCCCUCCCCAAGCUGGCAGAUGAAAUACAGCCUGCAUAAGUAGUGAGAAGGGGAAGAAACAUUUCAGAAGGUACUGAGGGUAUAGGCAUUAUUGCUUGUGGUUUCAAACUUCAGAGGCCCAGGUAGGG